CGUCCACGCGUCGCUAAGAGACGCGAUGGUUGUAAGGGCUGUGGCAGUUGGCUUCUUGCUGCCCCAGCCUACGGGUCUCGCGUGUGGAGAACGUAAGCCGUGCCCGCCUGCGAGCUCCCAGGUGGAGCGCCCCGGGCUUCUCCUGCUUGGCGGAUGAGAUAAUUGGCACUAAGGCCUCUGUAGCCAUGGCUAGUUCUGACGUGAAGCCAAAAUCAGUAAGUCGUGCCAAAAAAUGGUCAGAAGAGAUAGAAAAUCUGUACAGAUUUCAACAAGCAGGAUAUCGGGAUGAAAUUGAAUAUAAACAAGUCAAGCAAGUUUCAAUGGUAGAUCGUUGGCCAGAAACAGGAUAUGUGAAGAAACUUCAGAGAAGGGACAAUACUUUCUAUUACUACAACAAACAGAGAGAAUGUGAUGACAAGGAAGUUCACAAAGUGAAAAUUUAUGCUUACUAGGCCUUCUUCCUUCUACUAAUUCUUGUCAAUGAUGCUUUAAUAAGUCAUUCAUCCAGCCUACAUCAUGUGCAUUCUUACCCUUGCACCAAAUCAUUCAGAAGGCACCCUUCAACCUAAUGUUUUUGAGACGCAGAACCAUGAAUUUUGGUAUCUAUUCAUCACCCUGUCCUGUCCUGAAAUCCAACU
Ochotona princeps (American pika) is the source of this 638-nucleotide messenger RNA. RefSeq names its product meiosis/spermiogenesis associated 1 (gene MEIG1). The coding region runs from base 186 to 452 and encodes 88 amino acids. Gene Ontology annotation, cellular component: nucleus. The record is from RefSeq and is a predicted model, not a curated record. NCBI's taxonomy places the organism in Eukaryota, Metazoa, Chordata, Mammalia, Lagomorpha, Ochotonidae. The transcript has 3 exons.